This is a messenger RNA of Pecten maximus, 6005 nucleotides long. Its product is annotated as myosin-IIIb-like. The record is from RefSeq and is a predicted model, not a curated record. Gene Ontology annotation, cellular component: myosin complex. NCBI's taxonomy places the organism in Eukaryota, Metazoa, Mollusca, Bivalvia, Pectinida, Pectinidae. Gene Ontology annotation, biological process: regulation of DNA-templated transcription. Gene Ontology annotation, molecular function: ATP binding; protein binding; cytoskeletal motor activity.
AGUCGCCGCGAUCACCGAGGACCAACUACUGUGCAUGUGCCGAUCACCUGUGGCAUUCACUUCCGGGUAGGUUACUGUGAAGUACACAAUCAAUAUUAUCGAAGACAAUUUUAUUUCUACAGAGACGAAUAGAUGAUGUUAAAUGAUUCAAUCAUGCAUGGACCAUGGUCAGAGUCCGAGAGUUAGUCAUGCCCUAGGAAGUCAGAGCCACAAGACUGUGGUUGCUAGGUAACCAUGGGACCUCCAAAGGGGUGCAUCGAUGACCUUGCUCACUUGAGUGACCUUGACGAGCAGAUGAUCCUUAAAGAGCUGAAGGAGCGAUAUGAACGUGAUGUUAUAUAUACGUAUAUUGGAGAUAUCCUGGUGUCUGUUAACCCGUACAAGGAGUUGAAUAUUUAUGGCGAUGCUAUUGGGAAAAAAUAUGCACACAUUAAAGAAUUUAAGGAUCUCUCUCCACACAUGUAUGCCAUGGCAACAAAGACGCUACAGAAUGCUCAGCGGAACAGAGCUAAUCAGUGCCUCCUAGUGAGCGGAGAAUCAGGAGCAGGUAAGACAGAGGGUAGUAAGAUGCUUGUGGCUCAGAUUGUACGACUCACGAAUGAUUCAGGAUUUUCCAAUCUCCAUCAGAAAAUCGUUGAGGUAAACCCACUUCUAGAAGCUUUUGGGAACGCAGAAACAGUGAUGAACAGAAACUCCAGUCGAUUUGGAAAGUUGAUUGAACUAAUUAUCUCCCCUGAUGGAGAUAUUGCAGGAGCAAAGAUCACGGAACACAUGCUGGAGAAGUCACGAGUCGUUAACAGAUGGCAGGGAGAGCGAACAUUCCAUAUAUUCUAUUGUCUAUUUGCGGGGCUGUCACUCAACGAAAAGCAGCGUUACUACCUCAACGUGCCAGAAAGUUACAGGAUUAUAGAAGAAGGAUAUGGUAAACAAGUCUUUCGGAGCGGUUUGGAUUACGAAAGUUAUGAGCUGAGGAUGGAAGAACUGAGGAAUAUAUUUAAUGUUGUUGGAUUUUCAUCCCAGGAGGUGGAUUUGAUACUUGGACUUGUAGCAGGAAUUUUACAUCUGUGUAACAUCGACUUUGUGGCGGAGCCUGAAAUCGACCAAGUUAUCAUUGUUAAUGAGGAUGAAAUUGAUUAUGCUUCCACUCUUCUGUCACUACAACCAGAGGACUUAGCAACAGUUUUACUGUCAAACAGGGCAUUUGUACGUGGGGAGAGAAUUGUGACUUUGAAGACAGUGGGUCAGGCGUGUGAUGGGCGUGACGCCCUGGCCAAGGUGCUGUAUAGUCACCUGUUCAGCUGGAUUGUCGCUCAGAUCAACAUCGAACUUGACCCAAAUGUUGACCGCAGAAACAACAGAUCAGUAGGGACGAUUGGGAUUUUAGAUAUGGCAGGUUUUGAGAAUUUCCCCGUCAAUAGCUUGGAACAAUUAUGCAUUAACACUGCUAACGAACAGCUUCAGAACUUUUUUAAUGAAUACAUAUUCGCAUGGGAGCUGCGUGAAUACCAAGGGGAAGGUAUUAAAAGUCCAAAGGUCAAGUUUGAAAAUAACAGAGACGUUCUGGAUCUUUUAUUAAGGAGACCGGAGGGAAUAUUUGCCAUACUUGAGGACGAGUGUCGCCUACAGACAUCAACUGACCAGUCUUAUGUGGACAAGCUUGACCAAUGCUUAGGGAAACACUCGCACUACAAAAAGUCAAAGGCCAGAGAACCAGUCUUCACUAUAUCACACUUUGCCGGCCUGGUGAAGUACAAUGUACAGGGUGUAGUGGAGAAGAACCGAGAGACACUUAGUCCAAAUUUUACCAGUCUGAUGGAGAAUAGCCAGAACAUGCUGAUUGCUAAAAUGUUCAGUAUACAAAUGACAGAGUCGGGACGCUUUGACCCUCAAGUGGCUUUAAACGGAGAUCACUCUUGGUCCGCCCCAGAAUGGUCACUUCCACAUCGGCCAGACUUUGGACCUGGGGACAGUUUGUCACGUCAAGUAGGCAGACGACUUAAGGAAAGGGCAAGUAGAGAAAGACAACAGCAAAUGACAGGGCCACCAAAAAAUACAACCAGUGCUCACUUCAGGGUGUCUCUGGCAGAAUUAGUGGAGAAGUUGACAUCCGCGGAACCUCACUUUAUAAGGUGCCUGAAGCCCAAUGCUAAUCAGAGUCCUGACAACUUUGACAGCAAGUUGAUUAUGGCCCAGCUUCGGAGUACCGGUGUCCUGGAAACCACACGGAUACGGAAACAAGGUUUUCCCACCCGUCUUCCUCAUCAUAUAUUUGUGGAAAGGUACAAGAUUCUUGGCUUUCCUGCCACUGCUGUUAUUGAACCGUCCUUUAUGAGAAACGCUUGUUUACAUAUCCUCAAAGCCACAGAUGUCCGGGACUGUGAGCUGGGAAACACAAAGGUUUUCCUCCGUUACUGGCAAACUGACAAACUGAACCUCUGUCUUGAUGUAAUGAUGGAGGAAUUGGUGACACUUCAGAGUGUAAUACGGACAUUUCUUGCUAGGCAACGGUUUCUAGCCAUACGAAAACAGCAUCAUAAUAAUCAAGAAAUGCUGGCCAAUUUUGGAGAUUUCCUGUCACAUGAAAAUUUUAAAGUGUUUCAUAUGAUGGUGUCGAGUGACGACCACGACAAACUUAACUAUCAAACGCAGGUCGAGGAAGCCCAGAGACGUGAGAGGGAGAUACAGGAAGCUCGCAGACGCGAGAGGGAGUUUCAGGAAGCUCACAGACGCGAGAGAGAGAUUCGGGAAGCCCCACCCACUCCCCACAAUCUUGGCUUUUCAGGCUACUAUGAUCACUUAGAAGAAGAUUAUGACUCUCCGAGUCCAGAUUACUACAAUGAUUCACGUUCCAAACAAACACCAGAUCACCAAGUGCAGUUUCAAGGUCGUCACAUUCCAGAUGUUCAAGGUCAGCGUGGCCAAAGUUCUGGCUUCCUUUAUCAGAAUCACCUGAACCAGCUUCUACAGAAAUGGGGGGAGCUUGACCCAGAUAUAUGGUGCAAAAUCCUCUACAUGGAGUAUGACCGUCCAGUGGCCAAAUUCUACAUACUUGACCGUGAGGUCAAAAUUGACAUGUCCUAUGAAGAGUUUGAUGGAGAAAGGAUUGGACUGGGUGUGUUCAGGAAUAGUAGGCGUGAUGCAGUAACUGAGGAAUAUAGGAGUUACAUAGGCAAGGGUCUAAAGCUGCGGAGAGAUGAUGACGGCAGUAUCUUGGCGACCAGAAUCGGUAAAAACGAUCUUGUGGUCAAGGAUUGGUUUGAUCCAGCCAACCACUGCUUCUCUGGGGACGUCCUAAAACACAAUGGCCACUUACCACUUGGAGAGGCCGUCAAGGUUUUUGACAUGGAAGAACUCAAAAGUCAGAUGGGUAUUAAACUGAAACAGGGAUGCUAUAACGAACACAUCAGCCUUCUGCAACACCAAAGCAUUGUGGGUAUAAGUUUUGUCAAGGAUGAGAAAGAGAUCGUCACCACACCUUGUUGGCUGCUUAUCAUCAAUGUCACUGCCUUAGCACGACUGAAGGAUCCAAGCGUGAAAAACCAGGUUCAACAGAAGCUAGCAGAGAUGACUGUGCUUCAGAAGGAAGACGCAAUGGAAGAGGAAAAACGAAGGAAAGAAGCGGAAACCAGACACAAGACAAGAGAAUGGUCAAAACGAAACAUGCGCCAGGGCGUCAUAGGCUUAGAUGCUCCACUAAGGAAAACUAGACUGGAUUUGAGGCAGAAAGGAGAAAAAAUUAACGAACACAUGUUGUAUAGCUGGGACGAACAAAAUUUCGUUGGGAAGGAAAAGCAUAUCAACCUUUCAGGACUGCAAGAUGAUUACGAGGAGGUGGAAUCCAUGUUUGGUGGACCACGAAGGUCCACACGGCAAGGUGCAAGGGGGACUUUUAGCUCCGGCAGUUCCUUGUACCCUGGGAAAUCACCGGCCCGCAAAAACUGGGCCAAAAUCAAAAGUGCUAUAAAAGAGGAACAAGGGAAGGACGAUGAAGAGGAGAUUAAAGCUAAAAUGGACCGUUACUGACCAUCGCCAAUUUUUUGUGCUAAUAUGCAGUACAGCACCUAGUGCAGGUUAAACUGCCCGCUGACUGACCAUUAAUAAUUCAUAAUCAUGGUUAAGUAUACACCAUCCAGUGGUAUUGCCUUAUUGGUUACACAUGUCUUGACGUUGUUAGUUAGUGAUGUACGGAAUGGCAUGAGGCAGAAAAUUAUCAAUAAUUAUUUACUGUAGAACUAAUUUCCAUUAUGUAAUAAUUACCAUAACUUUAUAGAGACCCUCUCUCCACCCAUUCCUUUUCCCUUCGCACUUGAAACAAGUGACCUUAACAUGAUUGUGAACUUGCAGAAGUGACUGAUACUGACAUAUUAUGAUAUACAUGGUAAAAUUGAAGCACAAGUUCUACACCCUGGCCCAUACCUUAUCAGAAAUGGGUAAGUGUUGUGUAAUCCAUGUAGAUUAUUGUUACCGCAUAUGUAACUGUCAGUUACAUGUAAGAAAUGGUCACUCUUUUUUUACAGGGCAAAAGGUUGAACUGCCACAAAACGUUUUUUAACCUUAUUUAAGAAAUUAUCACGAUGUGUUAUUGUCAUCCAAUGAUGACAGCCUAUGUAAAUCUGGGAAGAUAUUGUUGAUAGGCAGCAGUAACUCAGCAGUGACUUGAAAUGAGGUCCAAUGACCAAACGACACUGGUCAUGACACCUUGACCUUCACUACAGACCUCCACUGCUGACCUCCUUUGCUGACCUCCUUUGCUGACCUCCUUUGCUGAACCUUGCUCAUGACCUCCACUGGUUUAUUCUGCUGCUGACAAGGAUGUGUCUAUCUAACUUUCAAAGGAACACUAAGACUGAUUCAUUGAUUUUAAUCAGAAAAAAACAUCAAUUCAUAGAUUUAGAUCAGAAAAAAAAAUCAAUUUUUGUUGACAAAUUGUUUUAGUUGUGGAUUAUUUUUAACUUGUAAUUAUCUUGUACAUAUCAUUAUGACCUAUUAGGUUGUAGCCACCAUAUAUGUUUAAAGGGCAAUAAUUUGGAGCUCAGAAGUUGAUUUUAAAAUUCUUUAUGCAGCAAUAUUUGAUAACUGGACUUGAACUUAUUAGAAAGUGCCAGACUUCAGUAAACUCUUUGUAAUCAUCUGUUGUAUUAUUUUACAAAUCACUUAAAAAACAAUAGCUUCAGUAGCAUAGAAUUAUGAUCACAUAGUGUACCUUUGAUAACGAUGUUUUUCACCGAAUUAUUAUUACACAAGUGUUAAGAAGAAACACUAAUGGCAGUAUUUGUAAUUAAUUACUGUAAAAAUAUUAUUUUAAGUGUUCUCAAAUUUUAGGGCUUUACCAUAUUUUAACAGAUUGGUGCAAUUAUGAAUUGGCGCACCAACAUUACUUAUUGUAGAAAUGGUAUAAAGAAAGUGUUAUGCUUUUCUCGAUGAAAGCGCUAAAAUAGGUUUAUCGCUUAAAUAAGUAUACCUCUAAAAUAAGAUUACCGCUAAAUCAAGAUAGCCGCUGAAAUAGGAUUAGCACUAAAAUAAGUUUACUUCUAAAAUCAGUUUACUAAAGUUUACUUCUGAAAUAAGACUAUCCCUAAAAUAAUGUUUCUGCUAAAGUAAGAUUAUCACUAAAAUGAGUUUUCUGCUAAAAUAAAAUUACCACUAAAAUAUAAUUUCCGCUUAAAUAUGAUGACCUCUAAAAAAUAAAGUUCAUUCAUUCAUAUUGAACAUCCACCUUUUUAACUUGUGUACUGGAAACAACUCUUCAUUAAUAUCAUCACCUUAUCACAUGGUGCUGAAUACAGAAUACUUGCCAAAAUAAUUCUGACCUCUCUUGAUACUGGAGAAAUAAUUCCCUAUUCGGUAUGUGGAAUUGUGUUGAUAAUGCUCAAUCUUGUAUCGUUUUAAAAAUUGUUGUAUUAAUGGUGCAUGUAAAUAUAUCUCGAUCAUUAUAAAGGAAUCUUAUUCAACCUGGCGGAGAUUGAUGCAUGCUAGGGCUUCGUGUUAGAUAAAAUGUAAGUUUU